Onychostoma macrolepis is the source of this 2754-nucleotide messenger RNA. RefSeq names its product myosin light chain kinase 3 (gene mylk3). The transcript is spliced from 13 exons. NCBI's taxonomy places the organism in Eukaryota, Metazoa, Chordata, Actinopteri, Cypriniformes, Cyprinidae. Gene Ontology annotation, cellular component: cytoplasm; nucleus. Gene Ontology annotation, biological process: protein phosphorylation; positive regulation of apoptotic process; intracellular signal transduction. Bases 210 to 2693 code for a protein of 827 amino acids. The record is from RefSeq and is a predicted model, not a curated record. Gene Ontology annotation, molecular function: ATP binding; protein serine/threonine kinase activity.
AGAUACCCAAUGGAGGUGUUUAUUUAAGUGGUGUCAUGUCUCUGGCACAUACCAACAACAGGGUUUGUCUGAGCUGCCUGUUUUGUGAGAGGCACACAACACCUCAGACAAGCAUAGAGACCACGGGGGGAACAGAAAUAGGCUACGGAAGGAUCAGUGGGGCUUCCUCUUUUUCUACAUUUUCUCAGUGCAUGUGAUUGGGGCCAGCCAUGAGUAAACAGGCAACUCUGGCCACCUGCAUUGCCAAGUUGUAUGAAGGCGGCAGACUGGAGAGCUCUGGAACUCCAUCUGGGACGGUCAAGAAGACGAGUCCAACUCUGAUAGGUAGCCUGAGCAAUGUGGAGGUCAAGUUAAACACCCUGGAAGGAAAGGUGGAACAGAUCGAGCACACCCAGAUGGAGGUCCUUCACAAGCUGAGUUCAUUGUGCCAAGGAAUGGAGGCACUAGAAAGGAGCCUUAUGCAGCACAAGCAGGGUGCUCAAGAAUCAAAUGUGAUUAAAAAUGGUCAGCGAGAGAGCAACAAUCUUCCUUUGCUGACCGAGGUCAGAUCGCUUUGCGGUGAAACUGUGGAUCUGCUUCAUAACCUCAAGCACGAGAACCAGCAGCAGAGAAAGAAGAUUGAAUGCAUGGAAAGUUCUUUGUCCACUCUGGAGAAAGUAUUAGGGUAUGUGGGGAAUGCUUUCCGUAACUCAAAGAUAGUGGAGUUCAUCCUCAAUGGUGUGGUGCCUUGGAGGAAACAAGGCCUUCUGGACACAGUGGAGGAAGAGAAAAACAAGCCAGAUGACAACAGCAUUAAACCAAACAACAGUUUCUGCCACCAGAGCACACAGACUUCAGAGGAGGUCAAAGAAGUCAUUUCAGCUGAGACUGAACUCCAGCAGCCAGAGGUCACUGUUCCCACUAGUCCCAGCAACCUACCUUCUCCUCAAGCCCCUACAGGAGAAAGCGAACCUCUGAUACCUGUUAGUACAGGAGAAAGCUCCAAAGCCUUAAGGAAAGCCAAGGAAGUCACUGUGAAAAGCAGAGCACCUGAACAGGUCCAGACAUUUGCUCCUGAAGUCCAACUGGAGGCUGAGGACAAUGAAGUGCAUUAUGUACCCAAACAAGAGACAGAUAUCUCAGCCGCCGCGCCAGCUAAUGCCGAAUGUGUCACUGUGACAACUAAAGUGGAAAAAGAUUUGGCUCUUCAGCAAGAGAGGGUUCUUGAACAGGCAGACGCUUCACAGGUUGGUGUGAAGACUUUACUCAAGUCAGUAGUUCUUGAACAGCAAGUGGAGCCAAAGGUUGAGGUUCCUCAAAAACAGGCUGAGGUUUCACAAGUUGGUGACGAGGCCUCUUUGAAACCAUCAGUUCCUGGACAACAGCAACUAGAGAAGCAUGUUCCUCACAAACCUCUGCUCUGCACCAAAGAGCCUGCUGACAAGGAUGCAGACGUCAAGUCACAACAUCAAGACACAGUGGAGAGGGUAACACCUGUGCCAAAACAUGAUGAGAGAAAGACGGAAUCUGAACCAGUUGACAAGAAAAAUGAAAAUGAAACUAUUGAGACCAUUUUGGAGUCUGACCUAAUAAAGAACUGUGCUGCUACUAGUCCACAAAUAACAGCCAUUGUUGAGGAAAGAACAGCAAAAUCAUCACCUUUUAGAAAAGCUGUGUCACAGCUACUGAUCAUUGAUGACAGUCCAUCUCUUCCAGCCCCGUUUGAGCAUCGCAUCGUCAGCGCCAAGCAGGUUCCCAUGAACGCAUAUUACGCCGUCAACCCCAAUGAGGUGCUAGGCGGAGGCCGUUUUGGACAGGUACACAAGUGUGCUGAAUUGUCGUCAGGUCUUACGCUGGCUGCUAAGAUUAUAAAAGUCCGGGGAAUGAAAGAGCGGGAUGAAGUGAAGAAUGAGAUUGGAGUAAUGAACCAGUUAAACCAUGCGAAUUUGAUUCAGCUGUAUGAUGCUUUUGAGUCUCGAACAAAUCUCACACUCAUUAUGGAAUAUGUGGAGGGUGGUGAAUUGUUUGACCGUAUCAUUGAUGAGAAUUACCACCUGACGGAGCUGGAUGCCAUCGUGUUUACCAGGCAGAUUUGUGAGGGGGUUCAGUACCUUCACCAGCAGUACAUUCUCCAUUUAGAUCUUAAGCCAGAAAAUAUCUUAUGUGUGAACAGCACAGGGAAUCAGAUCAAGAUCAUUGACUUUGGACUCGCCAGAAAGUAUAGACCCAGAGAAAAGCUGAAGGUCAACUUUGGAACCCCAGAGUUUCUGGCACCAGAAGUUGUCAACUAUGACUUUGUGUCAUUUCCUACAGACAUGUGGAGUGUUGGUGUCAUCACAUACAUGCUUCUGAGUGGUCUUUCUCCCUUCAUGGGCGACAACGACACAGAAACAAUGAACAACAUUCUGCACGCCAACUGGGACUUUGAUACAGAGGCAUUUGAGAAUGUGUCAGAAGAAGCCAAAGACUUCAUAUCCAGCCUUCUUGUGCCCGCCAAAUGCAGCCGUAUGAGUGCAUCAGGGUGCAUGAAGCAUAGUUGGCUAAAUAACCUGGAGGACAAGGCCAAGAUGUACAAAGUUCGGCUAAAGUCUCAGAUGAGGCUUCAGCGUUACCUCGCUGCUCACCGUCAGUGGAAGAAACAUUUCUAUGCGGUUGCUGCAGCAAACAGGUUGAAGAGGUUUCAGCAGAGCAGAUCAGUUAGUACUCCGAAUUAGCUAUUAACCUGCAGUGUCAGUAGCCUGAGAGGACAUCACAACGUUACAUCGCACACUGGAA